This is a messenger RNA of Acanthopagrus latus (yellowfin seabream), 666 nucleotides long. It is a transcript of the gene rpl17, whose product is annotated as ribosomal protein L17. NCBI's taxonomy places the organism in Eukaryota, Metazoa, Chordata, Actinopteri, Spariformes, Sparidae. Gene Ontology annotation, molecular function: structural constituent of ribosome. The coding region runs from base 78 to 632 and encodes 184 amino acids. Gene Ontology annotation, biological process: cytoplasmic translation. The transcript has 7 exons. Gene Ontology annotation, cellular component: ribosome; cytosolic large ribosomal subunit. The record is from RefSeq and is a predicted model, not a curated record.
GGCGUUCAAGAGGCAGAAGAAGCGGAGCCUGUCCCCGGCUCUUCCUCUUCCCUCCGCGGCCUCAGAGAUUUCUGAAAAUGGUCCGCUACUCUCUCGACCCCGAGAACCCGACCAAGUCAUGCAAGUCGCGGGGCUCCAACCUGCGGGUUCACUUCAAGAACACCCGUGAGACAGCCCAGGCCAUCAAGGGCAUGCACAUCCGCAAGGCCAACAAGUACCUGAGGGACGUCGUCGUCAAGCACCAGUGUGUCCCCUUCCGUCGCUACAACGGUGGAGUCGGCAGGUGUGCCCAGGCCAAACAGUUCGGCUGGACUCAGGGACGCUGGCCCAAGAAGAGCGCAGAGUUCCUGCUGCACAUGCUGAAGAACGCAGAGAGCAACGCUGAGCUCAAGGGUCUGGAUGUGGACUCUCUGGUCAUUGAGCACAUCCAGGUGAACAAGGCCCCCAAGAUGAGGAGGCGCACGUACCGCGCCCACGGUCGCAUCAACCCCUACAUGAGCUCCCCCUGCCACAUCGAGAUGAUCCUGACCGAGAAGGAGCAGAUCGUCCCCAAACCAGAGGAGGAGGUGGCUCAGAAGAAGAAGGUUUCACAGAAGAAGCUCAAGAAGCAGAAGCUGAUGGCCCGGGAGUAAAUCAAUAAAGCUCAACAUGUUUAUUACCACCAGA